Messenger RNA from Pieris macdunnoughi, 372 nucleotides. The record is from the annotation of a GenBank genome assembly. Lineage: Eukaryota; Metazoa; Arthropoda; Insecta; Lepidoptera; Pieridae.
AUGGCACCCAUUGGAAAGAAAUGCCUCUUGACUGGCUGGGGAUACGUAAACAAUGGAAGGAAACCUUUACCAAACAAUCUUCAAAUGUUGGAGUUCGAAACUAUAAGCAAUAAGGACUGCACUAGACAAUUAAAAAAGUCGCCUUACCCGAGAUUGCUGCCUUUAGACGACGGACAACUCUGCGCUGAGCGCCCGGACCACAAAGGUGCAUGCACUGGAGAUUUUGGUAGUCCUCUCGUCAUUCAGGACGACAAGAACAAAACUCUUCAAAUAGGACUCGCGUCCUGGGUAGUUCCCUGCGCCGAAGACUAUCCCGAUGUAUUUUCUUCAAUCCAUGGUUAUUACGAUUGGAUACAGAGCAAAAUUAAAUGA